AUGCCGGCGAUGGAUCCUACAGUACUUGUCGAGUCGGAUAGUACCUCGGAAAUCGAUGAACAGACCAAAACCUGGGAAACCUCACAUUCCGCGCACGAGGACCCCACUCACCCCGAAUCGCCAGUAGAGUGCGGUAUUGGCCAUCGUGUCCAGGCCAGUCGAUCGGUUCUGGCACUGGUCAUCGACAAUGAGUGUGUUUUCGCGGGUCUGCAAGGAGGAGACAUUGUCGCUUGGUCUCUCGAGACGUAUGAUCUAGUCCUGUCGGUCCACGCGCAUCAGGAGAGUGUGCUGGACCUGUAUCUGUCGGAGGACGGGGACUUGCUCUUUUCGAGUGGCGGAGACUCGGUUAUUAAUGUUUGGUCGACCAGAACAUUUGAUCGACUGUACUCGAUCCAUACACACCAUGAUGUGGGCGAUAUAUUCGCCGUCGCCUACUCGUCUAGCUUGAACACGAUCUAUUGUGGUGGACAAAACACCAGCAUUCAGUGGUGUGGUAUUUCCCAGGUAGAUGCGGCUACAACGCAGUUGUCUACCGCGCAACUGUCGAAGCGUACACAUAGGUUCUUUGAUUCACGCGGCCCCGAUGGUUCUCGUGCUCCAAGGCCCGAGCCAGGGUCCGAUGGAGUCCGCCCGAUCACUGAAGGUGGCCAGGUGCUUACCUUCAAGCGCGAUCACCACAAGCUAUUCUCACACCACGGUUAUGUGUAUACUAUGCUUCUAGUUCGAGGAUUGAUCGAGUCGGCACCGAACGAAGAGGUGCUCUUGACCGGUGCUGGCGAUGGCGUUGUCAAAUUGUGGCGCUUAGAACAAGACAAAGCCAAUGCCGUCCCUUCUCAGAUGGCGAAACUACAAAACGGCGACCCAGUUCUCUCUAUCGCCGUGGAUGGGUCUUUCCUUUACUGUGGUCUUGCUGGAGGUGCCUUGAACAUCUGGAAUCUAGAUUCUCACCAGCUGGUGAAGCGUAUUACUCGGCAUACGGGUGACCUGUGGGCUGUUGAUAUCAUUCAUGGUGUCGCAGUCUGUGGUGAUUCUAACGGAGUCGUAAAGAAAUUCAAUUCUCGAUUUGAAGAGGUCGGUAGUUGGGCGGCCCAUGAAGGUACGAUGCUGGCGUCUGCCGCCGGGCAGUACAAAGACCGGCUUAUCUAUGCGACGGGAGGCAACGAUAACACCGUCGGUAUCUGGGACGUGACCGAGGUUUCCCUGAGCCAGGGCGAAUUGCCUCGGAUCAACAACGAUGAAAUGGUGAACUGCCUUGCAAAGUUUGUUGGCUUCAAAACUGUGUCGGCUAGUCCGAAAUUCUCCGGUGAAUGCAAUCAAGGUGCAGCCUUUCUGCGACGGCACUGCAUCUAUUUGGGAGCCAAGACCAAGCUUUUAACUACUGGAGAGGACACGAACCCGAUCGUGCAUGCGCGGUUCAAUGCGACAUCUCCUAAUAAGGUCGACAAAACGAUCUUAUUUUACGGACACUACGAUGUCGUCGGGGCCGAUGCCAAUCGAGCCAAGUGGAAGACCGAGCCAUUCCAGCUGACCUCGAUGGAUGGGUUCUUGUAUGGUCGAGGUGUCUCAGAUAACAAGGGCCCUAUCCUGGCAGCCCUUUAUGCAGCUGCCGAGCUUGCCCGACAGAAGGCGCUCCCUUGUGAUGUUGUGUUCCUCAUCGAAGGUGAAGAGGAAUCUGGAUCCCAAGGAUUCCACGAGACAGUUCGGGCACACAAAGCUCAAAUCGGCCCGGUAGACUGGAUUCUACUGGCGAACAGUUACUGGCUGGAUGAUUUCAAUCCUUGUCUAACGUACGGCCUGCGUGGCGUUGUUCAUGCCAACUUGAUUGUCUCCAGUGACCAUCCAGAUCUCCACAGUGGUAUUGACGGAAGUGCUUUGCUGGAUGAGCCAUUGAAGGAUCUUACCCUGCUUAUGAGCACUCUGGUUGGGCCCAGAGGACGCAUCAAUAUACCUGGCGUCCAGGAUCCGGUUCUGCCUCUCACGGAAGCAGAAAAACAGCGCUACGCCGACAUUGCGCAAAUUCUAUUGCAGCGACAUCCAGAAAUUGCAGACCGCGAGGCCCUAAUUAAUUCCCUCAUGCAUCGUUGGCGGGAGCCCUCACUCACGAUUCACUCAAUCGAAGUGCCGGGAAAUAAUAAGAGCACGACGACUACCAUCUCUCGGAAGGCGAAGGCUAGUCUAUCAGUGCGACUGGUUCCAAAUCAAGAAGCGGACGACAUAGCUGCCAAGUUGACCAUAUAUGCGCAGGAGCAGUAUGAUCUCUUAGGGUCGCAGAACGACCUGACCGUUGAGAUCACAGGCAAAUCCGAUCCCUGGCUCGGUGAUCCGGAUAACGAGAUGUUCGAGACCCUUGACGAAGCCAUUACGGCUGCCUGGACACCGGACCAGCAGAAUCAAAAGCAUCAAUACCCUCCCAUCCAGAGGAACUCACAAGAACGGGCGACCGCGUCCAAAGAAUCCAGUCUUGCAGUCAAAAGGAAGGACUCAUCCGACAGCCUGGCCUCUCACAUCGACCGUAUCAUCAUGUCGACUACUACGUCCUCCGCCGGGAAAAAGUCGUCCCGGCAACAGUCAUCCUUGAGUAGGACGGUCCCAACCUCGUCCACGUUGACCAACAAAUCGGGCGCCAUCUCCUCGAGUGACUCCACGCGCGAGACCUCCCCGACAACUCGCACCGAGGCGCCCAUCAACUCUACGGCCGAGCCCGUAUCCGGUCCAUCAGGCGUGCGUCCCAUCUAUAUCCGAGAGGGCGGAUCCAUCCCUACGAUUCGGUUCCUCGAGAAGGAAUUCUCCGCCCCGGCAGCCAAUCUACCGUGCGGACAAGCCAGUGACAACGCGCACUUACUCAAUCGCCAGCAGGAGUUUUUCACCAACCUACUCAACAACGACCUCAUCCAUCCCUCUAUCCCCAGGCACUCGUUAAAUACGAUCGCAGACGUCGCAACUGGAACCGGGCUAUGGCUCACUUCUCUCCCCAAGUAUCUCCGCUCCAUCGACAAUCACAACCGAUCCACACGCACUCUACACGGCUUCGAUAUCUCUGCCGACCAGUUUCCCUCUUCUACUAAGACUACCGAUCCGGGCUAUGAAGUCCAGUUCCUGGUCCAUGAUAUCAGGGACCGGUUUCCCGAGUCCUAUCGAGGGAGGUACGAUCUCGUAAACGUGGGCCAUUUGAUCGCGGCCCUUCGCGAAGAAGAGUAUGCGGUUGCGGUGAGAAAUCUGUUCGAGAUUUUAAAACCAAACGGCCAUCUCCAAUGGACCGAGUCAAAAGCCUCAACCAUCGGCACCAUCCAACUCCCUACUCUCGAGGUUAAAUCAAUUCCAGGCGUAGACGAACUCUUCGACGAAUCCAUGUCCCGCGUGGGUUUCUCUCUGAGUCCUGCACACACAGUCCAGCAGUUCGCAAUGGAGAUGGGAUUUGCGCGGGUCGAGAGAUAUACGUAUUCUAUCUCUGAGAGAGCGGAUCUACGUGCUCAAGCGAGAGAUUGGCAUGGGACGAUCUGGAGAACGGUGGUACCGCGUGCGCUGGUGCAGGUCGGGCGGGCUGGGAGUAUGCAAGAGGCGCGGGAGAUGGCGAAGCAGUGGAUGAAGGAGAUAGAGCGCGAGUAUGGAGUGUUUUGGCCGACGGUGGAUAUGCAGGUUGUUGUUGCGAGGAAGGGGGAGUAG
Messenger RNA from Aspergillus steynii IBT 23096, 3663 nucleotides. RefSeq names its product glutamine amidotransferase subunit DUG2. The coding region runs from base 1 to 3663 and encodes 1220 amino acids. The transcript is spliced from 9 exons. Gene Ontology annotation, molecular function: protein binding; peptidase activity. The record is from RefSeq and is a predicted model, not a curated record. NCBI's taxonomy places the organism in Eukaryota, Fungi, Ascomycota, Eurotiomycetes, Eurotiales, Aspergillaceae. Gene Ontology annotation, biological process: proteolysis; glutathione catabolic process.